CUUUAACAGUUGCCCCCUCCACUGAAUUGAAGCAUUUGGACAAUUGGGGAGAAAUUCAUCGUUUCAAACGGGCACCAGCUUUAGAAUUCAGGACUGACUUCUCUGGUGACGGACGCCCGGAUUGUGAUCUCAACGGUGAUCGGCGGACGGAAAUGGGAAGCAAGACGUUGCCAGCCCCGAUCCCCCUGCACCCUCCCCUCCAACUGACCAACUACUCCUUCCUGCAGGCCGUCAACACCUUCCCCUCGGCUGUGGACCAGCUUCAGGGCUUGUACGGACUGAGCACAGUGCAGACCAUGCACAUGAACCAGUGGACACUGGGCUACCCGCACGUGCACGGCAUCGCCAGGUCCACCUUCACCGAGAUGGCAGCCGCCCAGGGCUUCAUGGACGGGAGAUUUCCCUUCCCCGCUCUGCCCUUCGCCGCCCACGUCUUCCACCCCAAGCAGGCCCACGUGGUACCUUCCCUCCAGAAGGAGCGACCUCGCUUCGACUUCGCCAACCUGGCACUGGCGGCCACGCAGGAGGACCCGCCCAAGGCCACAGACUUUGCCAAGCUGAGCCCGGGCGUAGGGGGCGCUCACGCCGAGGUCAGCAAACUGUCCCCCGACAGGAAACCUUCCAGGGGGAGGCUGCCCUCCAAGACCAAAAAGGAAUUCAUCUGCAAGUUCUGCGGCAGGCAUUUUACUAAAUCUUACAACCUGCUCAUACACGAGAGGACUCACACAGACGAGCGGCCCUACACCUGCGACAUUUGUCACAAAGCAUUUAGGAGACAAGACCAUCUGAGGGACCACAGGUAUAUUCAUUCCAAAGAGAAACCUUUCAAAUGCCAAGAAUGUGGGAAAGGAUUCUGUCAGUCCAGAACUUUAGCUGUUCACAAAACGUUACACAUGCAGGAAUCUCCUCACAAAUGUCCCACGUGUGGAAGAACCUUUAAUCAAAGAAGUAACCUGAAAACUCACCUUCUUACCCAUACAGACAUCAAGCCUUACAACUGCGAGCUGUGUGGCAAAGUGUUCCGGCGUAACUGCGACCUUCGGAGGCACAGUCUGACUCACACUCCCCGGGCAGAGUACUGAGACUCCCCCACCGCACGUCAAAGCCACUCCGCCUUACUUGAAUUUGCUGUGAAUAAUCUGUACGAUAUACACACAUACACACACACACACACACACAAACACACUAUUACAAC
This is a messenger RNA of Callorhinchus milii (elephant shark), 1195 nucleotides long. It is a transcript of the gene osr2, whose product is annotated as odd-skipped related transciption factor 2. Gene Ontology annotation, cellular component: nucleus. The record is from RefSeq and is a predicted model, not a curated record. Gene Ontology annotation, biological process: embryo development; urogenital system development; regulation of transcription by RNA polymerase II. The transcript is spliced from 4 exons. NCBI's taxonomy places the organism in Eukaryota, Metazoa, Chordata, Chondrichthyes, Chimaeriformes, Callorhinchidae. Gene Ontology annotation, molecular function: RNA polymerase II transcription regulatory region sequence-specific DNA binding; DNA-binding transcription factor activity, RNA polymerase II-specific. The coding region runs from base 153 to 1082 and encodes 309 amino acids.